Messenger RNA from Lodderomyces parapsilosis, 186 nucleotides. RefSeq lists its product as uncharacterized. Bases 1 to 186 code for a protein of 61 amino acids. The transcript has a single exon. Lineage: Eukaryota; Fungi; Ascomycota; Pichiomycetes; Serinales; Debaryomycetaceae. The record is from RefSeq and is a predicted model, not a curated record.
AUGAAGUCGCAAAUUGGCUUAGCUACUAUAGCAUUGGGUACCGCCUUAUUUUCAUACAGGUUGUUUCUUCAAACUCACGAAAAGUCCGAAUCCCCAACAAUGAAACCGAAACACAAAUUCUAUACUGAUUUUGACAAGGAAUAUGAUGCUUACAAGUUGGAAAUUGACAAUCAGGUUGACUUUUAG